GUCGGCUUCAAAAUUUUGAGUUGUAAUACCUUGCUUGAUACAGGGUAUUUGUGAUAUACUGCAAAAAUGUUACGGUCCGCAGGUCGUCCGUACAUUUGCUGUAGAUGUCUUCCGAACUGCCCUAAUGGAUUACGAUCUUCAUUUUCUACGCCUUUGCAGUCCUCGACUGGACGUCAUAACUACGCUACCUCAACUAAGAACCGCCCUCAGGGUGCCUUUGGAAAGACGAACAUUCCCACAUCUCUUCCCAAAACUUCCCCUGCAGUAGACAAGAGGCCAAUUCGGCAAAGAUUGCAAGAAUGGGUUGCUAUCAACGACCCUGAUAGGGAGGUAAUCCCAAUUGUCCCAGACCUUACAUUUUGGUGCACUGUCACCAACAGUAACACACGUCCUCAAUCUACUGGCUCAUCUGAAUUGGAUAAUUUCAAGUCUGAUCCAGUGAGUAUGGUGGGCCCAGAUGAGAACUACACUGAGGAGGAUGCUGAAGUUGCCAUUGUUGGGCACAAGUCCCACGCUCCCGGCGAUCUUGUUGAAAUGAAGCAGCCUGGCUCCCGGACACCCUUAUUUGCUAUAUACUUGGGGUUCUUUGGCCAACGGUAUCACUUUUAUACCAAUACUGGAAGAUGGGUUAUCAGCAUGGGUUUCUCCGCGCUCUUCUCUGUGUCUAAGUUCGCCGCCGCCAAGGAGCUGCAGCCAAUUCUUUCUCUGAUUCCUCUUAAUGCCACGGCGGACGAGUACGAAGAAUUGCGCAAACGAGACAGGGGCCCCGGGCGAGACGUCGGUGCCCAUCUGAUCAACAAAAUGAAGAAAUUCAUGUUGGAAGCGGACGAGGCCUUCCAGACAAGCCUUAACAGUUUAGACAGGGCAAGAUCACUGGUCUCAGAUGGGAGAAAGACCAAAUAUUUGAGUCUGUUCGAGCUUGCCGACUUGUUGUUACCCAAUUCACUCAAAAAGGGCACCCAGUUUCCUCCUGCUGCUUUAUACGCAGUUCACACAGCGCUCUUACGAAACGACUUUAUCUUUCGGCCGUUAAGCCCUUCGGCUGACUGCCAUCGAAAGGACCAUCUUUUCGAGAUUUUCCCGUAUCAGGAUUUCAUGAUGAUCAACCGGGUGACUCUCAUGAUCCGCGAGUAUAUUCACCUAAUGGCAAAGACGUCAGGAAAUAUGACGUCUUCUGAUAUGUCGGAAACGGCAUUUGGUACUUUCAUUCUGAAGGCAAGACAAAUCGUUCUUGCCAACAGAGAGAAGCGCUCGUGGACACCUUACGGAAUCCUUGCUCCUACUAAAGGGGUCACUCUUGAAACCGGUGAAUGGUCCAGGAAGCACAUAGAAUUCAUCCGCUUUCUUGAGUGGUGGGCAAGCUACGACUUGUUCGAGGAUUCCUCACACUUCCACGCUGAUGGCUCUCUCAUUCUGCGAGCUCUGGAUCUAUAUGAAGGUGCUGAUCUGAAUCAGUCUUGCGCAUGGACCUUCCUACAAGAGCUGGGGAUAAUCCCGCCAUGGGAAAUACCAUCCCGCUAUAAAGUCCGUUUCCCUGAAGUCAAGAUUCAGAGUGGAGGCGGCCUCAUUCGAGAGACUCCAGUUAGUAUCGAGGACUCAACUCGACCAGACGUGGCGGAGGAUGCCAGACGAGACUGGGCCGACGCCCCCGUCUUCUGUAUUGACGCCCCUUCUACAAUACUCAUUGAUGAUGGUGUCUCUUUAGAACGAACAAACAAACCUGACGAAUUCUGGAUUCACGUGCAUGCAGCCGAUCCAGCAUCUGGUAUUCGACCCAACUCUGAGCUGGGCAGGUUUCUCGAGCUGAUACCUGAGAAUAUCUACCUUCCUGGCCACUUUCAGGCCAUGCUUCCAAACGAUCUGGGUCUGGACAAUUCAGGAGACUACAAGUCUGGAAGUUUGGUUGAACAAUACUCGCUUGCCGAUGGUCGACCAGCUCUGACCUUUAGUGCCAGGCUUAACGAGAACGGAGAUCUGUUGGACUACAGGAUCGAGCCAGGUACUUUGCACAAUGUCAAGUACCUGGAUCCAAGAGAUGUUGCUGAGUUUUGUAACGAGCCUCCACCCCCUCCAGUAUCUGACCAGACUCUUGUUGUUGGCCAGCCACCUAACAAGUUGGACGUGACACCAAACCGCCCCUUGAUGUCAGCUAAGGAGUUAGAUGAAAGGAGUAAAGAGGACCUUUUGAUCCUUCACCGUCUGUCUCAGGCUCUCAGGAAAAGGCGUCUGGAGAAGGGGGCCUGGCCUGUUUUCUUGCCAGGCGCUUCCGUUACUGUGGCUUUCGAAGACGUCCCCAUGGAGCAAGCAGAAGGAACCAAGGUCCUGCCAGCUGACCCAUACAUCAAGGUCGGCUACGAUGCCUUCAACGGUGCCUCUGUGGUGAGUAACACAAUGGUGCUUGCCGGUGAGAUUGCUGCUCGAUGGAGCUCUGACCGUAAAAUUCCACUACCAUACCGACGGGACGCCCAUUCGCAGAAGAAUAAGACCAAACUUCUCGAAUACGCCACGAAAGAGCUCUACCCUCUGCUCGAGAAGGGCAUCGCUCCUUCAGGGGCGCAACGCCAGGAGCUGACACGCUUGACUGGUGGCAUCGAGAUGUCGACAGAACCCGGCCCUUAUUUCAUGCUCGGUCUGGACAUGUAUACCAAAGCCACUUCUCCUCUUCGCCGCUUCUCUGACCUCAUUGUCCACUGGCAAAUUCACGCAGCAUUGGCACAUGAGCGGCAGGUGAACCGCAGGCUAGACCCCAAGACUGAUGAUCUGAAUAACAUAUUGCCGUUCACGGAGGAGACACUCCCCAACACACUCUCACUGUUGCGUAUGCGCGAGAGAAUGGCCCGGACUGUGUCUCGCGGCACCCAAGAGUGGAUGCUCAUGGCGGUCGUGCGGGCCUGGCAGUUUGAAGGGACAGCACCGAAGCGCAUGAGUUUCACCGUUGAUGCUCGUUGGAAGCAAGGCGUGUCCGGUCGGGUAGACCUAUUCGAUAUGUCGGCCCUCUUAUCCACCGACGGUAUCGAUGGCCUCGUGCUCCUCAAGGAUAUCAAGGUGGGCGACAAGUUCGACGUUGAGCUGGCAAAUAUCAACGUUCACGCUCGCAGCAUGUUUGUCAAAGCGCUCAAGUACUAUCCAAACACCCGGGCAGAACUACAUGACGUUAGCCAGCCGGCACUCUCCCCGGACGCCCCGUCCCUGGCCCCGGCCUCGUGAGCUGCGCCGCAGGGUCUUCUUUGGUCUUCUCGAAGCAAGACUUUGUUGGGGUGGAAAGAAACACUAAGUUUGAGCGUCACCGCCUUGACGGCGAAGCCAUGGCUUGCAGCAUCGUGAGUGAGAUUGGCGCUGUUUAUGUCUCACAUCUCGUUUCUCUGUCCCCAUGCUCCAACGUCUCUCCGCCUUUUUCUCAAUGGCUCUCAGCAAUCAGCCAUCGACUGACGUGGAGUCGCCCAUCUCUCCCCCGCAUUUUCGCAAAUCCCAUCGAGUCACCCCCUGCGUAAAAAAUAAAAAUAAAACAUGGGGUCUCUUGCUAGAGACUUGAUUGACAGAACCCUGACGUGAUCCUCGGGGGUGUUGUGCUGGAAAUGCACUGUACGAUACCCAUCUUAAGGGGGGGAAUAGCUGACGACAGAUCUCCCCCUUGCCCGAUGCACGUCACUUGUAUCAUACCUGUACCAUAUUUUUACAUGACCAGCACAAACUUGCGAUAGCUUUGGAAAUCAAAAGCAUGAGAUGUACAGUAGAUCAUCCAUUUAUAGAACCACCAAUUAACAAAAUUCCAUCGAUGCCAAUACCGCAUGUCGCAAGUGACCAUCGACGGAAGUCUUCCCUUACUGUUAGACAUAAGCAACAUCACACCCUCGGCUAAUAACCUCACGGACGCUCACACGACAUCCUUUCGAACAACCCAUAUCCCUGUCAAAACAUCCAUAUCACGAAUUACAGCGUCUUUUUGGCAUAAUUGACACUCUGGGGCACUUCGCUAGGGCACGUGGAAUGAGGUCACGCGCGCAGAGAGAACAGACCAGCCCGCGUCCUGUUUCCCCAACAAUUUCGCUGCUUUGCAUCUCAAUUGGUGAUCGACAUAGACGAGACGUUGAUUGGACCGUUUCGCAAGCUGCACUUCGGAUGUGGCAAAGUCGAAUUCUGUCUGCAAGAGGUAAAAGCUAGAACGACUAAGUUUUCAGGGCCAGUAUGAUCAGCAAGGGACGGCAAAGUCAAAACCCUCAUUUGUCCCUUGUCAAGCUUGCUUACCUUCCAUUGUGUUGAUGAAAUGUAUGCCAAGUUAGGCUAUUGGGAAGCAUGCACAUAUUCUCAUUUGGACGGACAGUCAAAAGUAUCGAGAUGAUGGGAACACCAUAUUAUUAUAUCAUGAAUACUUUUGUGUUGUUUUGUAACGGCUUCCGUGCGGUCCGCGUGAGUACGUCGAGAUGCGACCCCCUGUCUUUAUGUACGACCGAUUCAACAACGCACUGAAGACCCGGUCCUGUUGCCAUUUGCCGUUUGUGUCCUUCUUCUUCUUCUUCUUCUUCUUGUUCCUUUGUUUAAAUUGUCCCUGUCCUGGCCUUACCGUCCCGUAGAGUCGCCGUAGUCGCCGAAAAAAUCAAUUGUCCCCAUGGCUUAUACCCUUCCCUUUCCUGAUCCGUCCAUAACCGCCCGAGGCCGCCUGUGAUCCGUAGUACCCACUUGCCCAUGGGAUAUCAUGAAGUAAAAAAACAAAACCCUUGCCACAAAAGAAAGACGGGAACAAAAAAUUAUAACGCCGAAUAUCCCCCGGGCCUGUGACCUCUAGAAUGGCUUUUCCCAUUGCCCCGAUUUCGUAGUCGGAUCCCGGGGACCCGGGCGUCACGGGGUAGGCUGAUCCUUCGUAGAAAGAAAAGCCUGAAAACCAAUGAUGGCGCCUUUGGUGAGAGCUGCCUGAUACAUGGUCCUCUCCUUUACCCAUGAAAUUCCCUCGCAGCCACCCAGCUCUUUCCACAAUAAACACGGUGCUUUUCUUUAGCCUUUUCGUCUCCAUCCAUUCGUUGUUACAGACCGUGUAUGAAAGAUAGAAAUGCGAUUCCGGGGCCACUUUCCAAGAUGUCGUCGUGACAUUGGCACAGGCUGUCUGUCAACAAGCCUUUAUUUCGUGAUAGUCGCGGUAGUAUGGCGGGUCAAUGCCAAUUAUCUCCGAAAUUCCCAUAUAUAGAUGCGCUUUUUUUUAUGUUGUCAUGGCGUCGUUUCAGCUCACACUAAGUGAGUCACAAGCUUAUGAGCUUGUUCAAAUUCCAAUCGCGUCGCUAAAAGAAAGUCGAACGCUUGUGUACCCAUUACUUCCUCCAGCCAACGUUCCAAAUAACGUGGGCGAUAUCACGGGCUGUAUUGACUGUGUCAAUAACUCGACCGAAAAUGCCGUCUCCGGAUUGUAUUUCGCCUUCCUCAAAAGGCAUGAACAUACCGGAUGGUGUGCGUCGCAUACCCGCAGGCUCCUCACAAAGACUGCCUGACGAGAUGGAUCUGCUCAGACCGCCAUUGGCACCUUCGUUGGGAGGUGAUGCCCACCCUGAGCGGGGACUUAACAAAGCGUCGUCAAGACCAUCAUCGUGGUCUUCCUCACCGAAAAAGAACUUUCCUGAUUGUUUCGUAGGUCGUAGUGUCUCCUGUGAAGAUGAAGGAGACAUGAGAGGGCUUCGGGAGUGCUUCAUUGCAGUCUCUCGUGGCUCAGGAGUGUCUUCCCGGUACUUGAGGGUGGUGGACGGCAGCAUAGCGAUUGUCUUGCCUUCAGCAGCUGGCUUUGACUUCAUAGUCUUGCGUCGAGAAAUGGGCCUCUUUUUGGUCUUGACUCGUUUCAUCAUGACACCAUCAUCUGAGUCGCUGUCUGAGCCAAAGUGCUCAUCAAUCAUUUCAUCCUCAUCUUCACCCUUGGCUUCGACAGCUAUACAUUGCUCGACUUGCUCAUUGAAAUGAAUGUGUUUUCGCUCCGAGUUGGGAGAAAUGAUUCCAGAUGACUCGACUGAAGGAGCGACGCUGCUGCUGUCUCCGCUCAACCGCCGUGAUGCGAAGGGAUAUGCGAAGUAAUCUGUUGAUGAGCGACCAAGAUGGGGUCGAAGAAUUCCUCUUGUCUCUUGGGCCUUGACAGCUGCAGUGGCCUGCUUCAAUAAUGAAGCUGUAGACAGUGAUCGCUGAAGCAUCACUUCGGACAUGCUUCUCUUCUUGAGGAUAGGCUUCUUGUUGAGGUUGACCAGUGAGUCAGCUUUGGAUAACGACACGCUUGAAGGCUCAGUAUGCGUAGGAUGGAGGUUCUUGGGUCCUGACUGCAAUGGGCCAUAGAGCCAGGUGACAUCACAAUCCUUAAGCCUAGGGAACGUAAGCAUUUCAGUAGAGCUAGAAGGGAUAUUCUGAGGGAAACAAACCAGUUGAGAGAUUCGGGAGAGAUGGUCUUCAGGUUGUUUUUGGCCUUCAUCCAGGUCCUCCAAGAAGCAUUUUCUAACCGAGCACUGUUGGGGAACUCCCCCCGUCGAGUGACGACAUAUCGCCAUGAUGACCAGAUAUCCUCCUCUCUCCACUCAUGAGAUAGGUAAUCCACUUGGCGGGAUGGUCGACUUAACACUGCAGUGUCGUCCUCUGCAUGUUCAGACUUUUCAUGUUCAGGUGUUUCGGGCCUUGAUGUAUCAUCAGAUACCUCUUCAGAGUUCUCGUGUUCUGCGGGAGAAACAGUAUAAGAGUCGCCGGUUCGGGGACUGGGUGGUGGCUCUAGGUUGUCAUCAUGGUGGAUUUCAGGGCGGAUCUCUGGGUGAACGUAAAACUUCUCCUGCGCAAAGGAUGGAAACAUGAAGUGGUCUUCAGGUGAUUCAGCAAGUCCAAUGUUGUCGUCGUAGUCAGAGGCAAUAGAGAGAUUAGUGGCAGGAGUAGAUGCGUAGGAAAGAUCGACAGAGUCGGCGUGGACGGUACGGGGAGACGAGGGAGCAGAUGAUGAGUUAGAUUCGGCGUAAGACUUGGAUGUAGGCUUGUAAUGAUCGCUUAGGUGAGAAGAAGUGGAAAAUGGUGAAGUCGAUGAGAUGAAGUUGGAGUGAGAAUGUGAGCGUCGUAGGCCGGAGCCGGCGAAGUAACCGUUGUCGUCGGAUGGAAGAACGACAGCCAUGAUGGGAGUUUGAGGAAAACCGUAGGAAUCUUUGUCAAUGCCGAAGCACCCAGGAAAGGUGAAAUUGGGAGGGCUCGAGGUUAGAGACUCAUGGGUACAGACGAGUCGAAAGGCAAACAAAACGGAUGUUAUGUUAUGCUAUUGAUCUGAGAUGAAUUGACGAGAGUGUCAAGAUCUAGCGUGGGCAUGAAGUAUAGAGGAUAGAAUGGAUUUCACAAUGUGGGUGGGGGGCAGGCUUAUAGCAGUUUGUAGUUGCAGGCGUAGAGUCAACCUAAAGAGCCGGACAAGUGCUUGAGCAAACAGCAGGCGAUAGCCGUAGCCGGGGUCCUUGGGGGCAGGUGGACAGGUUCUGUUUGGGGCUAGUUUCUAGCGUACCGGAGGAGUACGUAGCGUAACCCGGCGCUGGUGUUGUGGGUGUGUGUUUUCUGGGUGUGUACUGUACGAGGGAUGGA
This is a messenger RNA of Fusarium odoratissimum NRRL 54006, 7563 nucleotides long. RefSeq lists its product as uncharacterized. Lineage: Eukaryota; Fungi; Ascomycota; Sordariomycetes; Hypocreales; Nectriaceae. Gene Ontology annotation, biological process: mRNA catabolic process. The record is from RefSeq and is a predicted model, not a curated record. Gene Ontology annotation, molecular function: RNA binding; 3'-5'-RNA exonuclease activity. Gene Ontology annotation, cellular component: exosome (RNase complex); P-body. The transcript has 2 exons. Bases 67 to 3207 code for a protein of 1046 amino acids.